AUUCCUUAUUAUAAAAUGAUGGAGAAAUACAUACGAUUUUUAGGACAAGAUCCACGUCAAAAAAGCGAAUUUAGAAAUAUUAUUGUAUUUAUAUUGGUAAUUAGUAUUGCAAGCAUUUUCAUCCCAACGACGCUUGAAUUAUAUAUAUCAUUACGUAACAAGGAUAUGGACGGUGUGAUUGAAUGUAUACCACAUUUUAUCGCAUCUUCGAUUAGUGCCGUUAAACUAUUAAAUUUACAUUUCAACAGACAAAAUUAUAACAUAUUGCUCCAUUUUGUGACAAAAAAAUGGCAACAAUUAAAAUCAACAUAUGAAUUAAAUGCUCUUGAUGAAACAAUCAUGCAAGGCAAAAGAAUGGCACAAUUGUAUCGAAAUACCUUAUUUUCUUUUCUGAUUUUGUUCUUGCUGGUUCCACUAGUUUCUCCUAUUCUGGAUAUUGUUCAUCCAUUAAAUCAAACUCGAUCUCGACAACAACUACUUAGAGUUAAUUAUCUCAUUUUCGACACUGAUGACUAUUUUUUUUACGUAUAUUUACAGUUAGCUUGGGGAUCAAUUAUUGUUGUACUGACUAUAAUCGCUGCUGAUUGGUUCUAUAUUCUUAUAAUUCACUUUAACAGUGGAUUAUUUGCGGUGUGUGGAGUUCAAGUUUUAGAAGCAACAAUGAAUUCGAAUUUAAUUUCUAAAGAUGCGUUGUCUGAGAAUUCGUCGUAUGAAAAAUUUAGAACUUGUGUAAUCAUGCAUAAUGAAGUUAUAGAGUUUUAUAAUAUUUUGAAUGAAAACUGUCAGUAUAGUUACUUAAUUCAGGUUGGAUUAAAUAUGCUGGGCAUGAGUACGACAGCUGUUCAAACAGUUAUAAAUUUAAAUAGACCGGAUGUAGCAAUUAGAAGCGCUGUAUUUUUUGGAGCUAAUCAAUUUCAUUUGUUUUUGCUCAGUCUACCUGGACAAGUACUUUUGGAUCAUUGUGCUAAUUUUGCAAAUGCUAUAUAUGGUUCUAUGUGGUAUGGAACAUCAUUGGAAAUUCAGAAAAUGUUUUAUAUGAUGCAAAUAAGAAGUAAAAAACUAUGUGCAUUAACUGCAGGUGGAUUGUAUGAUAUGAAUAUCGAAAACUUCGGAAUAACUUUUAAAACGUGUAUGUCAUACUUCACGAUGAUAAUGUCGUUGAAAUAA
Molecule: messenger RNA, 1167 nt
Organism: Apis laboriosa (Himalayan honeybee)
Lineage: Eukaryota; Metazoa; Arthropoda; Insecta; Hymenoptera; Apidae
Product: odorant receptor 63a-like
Exons: 9
Coding region: 16-1167 (383 amino acids)
Biological process (GO): sensory perception of smell; detection of chemical stimulus involved in sensory perception of smell
Cellular component (GO): plasma membrane
Molecular function (GO): olfactory receptor activity; odorant binding
Source: RefSeq, a predicted model, not a curated record